CUCUUUUUAUAGAAACAGUAAAUUUUGUUUCUUUUUAGUGUUUUAUUGAUGAAGAUAUCUUUUCUUGCUAUUUUUAUAUUUGUAACACGUGUUUUUUCAAGAGAUAUAUAUAAUACAGAAUUUACUGAUACUUUUGAUUCUGUUACAGAAAAGGCAUUUGAAUAUGAUUAUCCCGAGGAGGAAGUACAGGUCUCAGAACGUGCACUACCGGAAUCAUUCUCUGAUCUAGAUGAAACGGCUCGCAAGGUGAUCAGUAACUUUGAGUCUCGAGUAAGAGAUGGACAACGAGGUGAUGAUAUUGUGUUACGAUCGUUUUUAUAUGGACUUAAGUCUGGGUUUACUGAGGAUGACUGUAUGGAAUUAUCAAAGAAGUGCUGUUCUAUUCUUGAAACUAGAAAGAACGAUAAUUCUUCUUUCAAGGCCUUAUAUUCUUUGUGUCCACCCACCAAAUCUGUAUGUGAAAGAUUAUCACAGUUUUUAUUGGCGCUAUGUCAAGAAACGAAAGCUAAACAAGAAUCAAACACUAAUUAUGAUAAAAAAUUUUGCAAAGAACAUUGGGAUUUAUGUUGUGAUCUAAAAGACUUUUGCAAAGACAUUUUAGCAGAAUCGUGCAAAAAAGUGCAGGAUAAGUGUUUGGGUGCAGGUCUUCCUGGUCCUCAUCCUUCUCCUCCUCCUGAACAUUCUCCUGCGGAACUACCAGUUCAAGCCGAUUUUACUAAGACACAUACUAUACUUUCUGUAUCCACGGUACUAGUAACAGAACUGGCGCCGGAAACGCAUACUUAUACAAAAACAUAUAUUAAGACAAAAACAUGUUGUUUGGGCAGACCUACAAAAACAGAAGAAGAAACACUUGAACCAGAACCUACUGUAGAAGAGGAAGAACCUACUGAAGAAGAGGAAGAACCUACUGAAGAAGAGGAAAAGCCUGCUGAAGAAGAGGAAAAGCCUACUGAAGAAGAGGAAAAGCCUACUGAAGAAGAGGAAAAGCCUACUGAUGAAAAGGAAAAGCCUACUGUAGAAGGGGGAGAACCUACUGAAGAAGAGGAAGAGCCUACUGAAGAAGGGACAGAACAUACUGAUGAUGAUGGACCUGAUUCAGAUAAUACGCAUGGGGAAGAGGAAACUGAAGAUCAAUGUUCAAUUACAGAAACAGUGACAGUGACAGUGACCCCCGAAAAAACCCUUGAAGCAGCUGAAAAAGGUCAUGGUGUUCGUGUAGAAGGAUUUCAGAAGGAAAUGUUAAUUUGUGCAAUUAUAGGAAUGACAUUAGGAGUAUGGAUAAUUCUUUAAAAUUUGAAAAUAUUUUGUAAUAAUAAGU
Pneumocystis carinii B80 is the source of this 1321-nucleotide messenger RNA. RefSeq lists its product as hypothetical. Lineage: Eukaryota; Fungi; Ascomycota; Pneumocystomycetes; Pneumocystales; Pneumocystaceae. The record is from RefSeq and is a predicted model, not a curated record. The transcript has 2 exons. The coding region runs from base 49 to 1293 and encodes 414 amino acids.